Messenger RNA from Rotaria sp. Silwood2, 372 nucleotides. The record is from the annotation of a GenBank genome assembly. Lineage: Eukaryota; Metazoa; Rotifera; Eurotatoria; Philodinida; Philodinidae.
AUGGCAAAUUGUGUACCGAUUAAUCUUUUAGAUCAUUGUGGUCAAACAGCUUUGUACUAUGCUUGCGAAAGAGGUUAUGCUAAUUUAGUAGAUUUUUUACUCCAGCAUGGUGCUCGUCAUGGUAUUCUCGAUCUGAAUCAGACAUCUCCACUUUGGGUGGCCUCUCGACAAGGCCAUGCAGAAACUGUUCUUGCUAUUCUGAAACAUGGUGCCCAUCCUGAUCAACAGGCCAAUAAUCAAACGAUGGCUCUCUAUAAACCAUCGUACGAAGAUCAUGUCAUUUGUGUCUAUCAUCUUGUUCGAUUCAAUGCAUCAGUGCAAUUAUCUAAGAAUAGUGGUGCAUCACCGCUCUUCGGUGCUGCUAGAAAUUGA